Messenger RNA from Ictalurus punctatus (channel catfish), 4168 nucleotides. Its product is annotated as leucine-rich repeat flightless-interacting protein 2. NCBI's taxonomy places the organism in Eukaryota, Metazoa, Chordata, Actinopteri, Siluriformes, Ictaluridae. The record is from RefSeq and is a predicted model, not a curated record. The coding region runs from base 144 to 1097 and encodes 317 amino acids. The transcript has 6 exons.
UCCCUCCUAUAACCGGAGUCGAGUCUAUAGCCACCCCCUUCUGUCAAACACCCACUAAAACUGCUGGGGAACACUUUUCGCUGUUCAUUUCUAGGGUCUAUUUGAUUAAAACGUGGUGUAAAGUAGUUCGUUUUGUUUCCAUCAUGCACUCGGACACAGUGGAGAAAUCCGCCUCACCGAGGAAACGAAUCGUCUCGCGCGCGAUGAGCGAAGAAGAGUCUCUUCGACACAUAAUAGAGGCUGAAGAGUCACCCAAGCGCUUAACUCGCAGAGACAGCAGAUAUGGAUCGCUCAGGAGGGGAGACACAAGAGGAAGUCAGAGUGAAGAUGAGCCCGCAGAGACCACGUCCAUGGUGGAGCUACAGCAGAACUACGAGAUGUGUUUAGCAGAGCUCCAGAGCGUCGAGCUGCAGCAGGGGGUGUUGCUUUUCCAGGUAGAUUGUCUCCAGGAUGCCCUGGAAGGAGCUGAGGAGGCGCUCUCCGAGACCAAGAGGGAGGCUCAUCAAAUCAGCAUGGAGCUGGAGCAAGAGAGGGAGAAGAGAAGGAAGUUGGAGGACACUGUUGCAUUGCUGAUGCAGAAGUUGGAGCAGUUAAAGGAGGAGAAAAUUUCAGUUUCAGCUGAAAGUAUAACACAAGACCAGAAAGAAGCCGAUAAUCCUGCCGUCGAAGUGGAUGGACCCGUAUCUGAAGAGGCACCGAAACCAGUAGACACGGCUUCACAACCGACAGGCCCUACAAACGCUUUCGCCAAUCUUGCUUCUACAGCAUAUCUGCUUUUCAAGAACAGAAAAAUAGCCACGGGUCUAAUCAAACCCGAUGCCGCCGAAGGAACUCCGGUGGACGGAGAAGAGGUCAAAGAAGCACGUGUGGUUGGUUCUGAGCAGGCUACGCCGGAGGCAAGCAGCCAAAACGCUCAGGAUGGCGAAGAUUAUGACGAGAGCAGUGGCUAUGAAGAUGCACCAUCAGAUUUCUCACCUGGAUCUUCAACUCCUGAUGCGCCAUUAGAUGCAGUUUUGCAAGAAGAUGGGGAGCGUGAACUGAAGACUAGCAAUGAGGCCAGAAAUGUAAGAGAUCCAGACGCCUGCGUUCUGUCUUAAAGAGCAGAAACGCGGAGUCCGUCCAAGACUGAUUUUAGUAUGAAUUCCUGCCAAGUUUUCCAUGAUUUCUGAAAUCUUUUAGUGAAACUGUAUUCGUUAAUAUUCCUAUUCACUCUGUAUGUGCCUAUCGUUUUUACUGGCACAUGUUGCUGUAUAAGGCUGGCUGUUUCUAUUUUUAAAUAUUUUUUUUUAAAUCACAACCCGACAUAUCACUGGGAAGUAUAUAUCAGAGCUUUUUGGGCUGGAUACCAGAAAUAAAAAGAUGACUAGAACCUCAUUCUCAAGAAUUUGGAUGAGGAGUGACCCCGGACCCCCUCAAACCUAACCUUCAUGAUCAAUGAAUUAUCAUUGAUCACUGUCAAGUAGAUGUGCAAAUAUGAAAUAUCCAGAUCACAAUAAUUACUUCUGCCGUGGUCAUGGUUUUCAAUAUCACCACCAUCUUGUAUGCGAGCAGCAUUCCCGUCCGCUUUUUUAUUGUUCGUGGAACGUUUCAUUUGGUGAACACAAUCAUCAUGUAGAAGAAUCUGAUGCUGCGUUCAGAUUUGUCCAUUAUUUAAGAAUCUUAAAAGACAGCCGUCUUGACACUGCCUUCUUAAUUGGACAUACUUUAUCUCAGGAGUGUAAAGGUACGCUCAGACGUAUAGCGAUUUUAUGGCUGCGGGUUGCCAGUCCCUGUACUAUAAAGUCACCUGUAGGUGUUCAUACUACUGGUUGCCAUAGUAACAUUUAUCAGUAGGUGGCACAACUAGCAUUCCACUUUUGACAACAAGUCAAUUUUGUAUAUAAAAUUCACGAGUGCGUAUAUACGUUGUAUCCCACGAGAUGACGGAGAAGCAGCGUGUGCUCUUUGACAUUUAUCCGCAGUCUGGGUCCGCGAAACAAUUCGGACCCGUAGACAGCAUGGCGGAACACGUGCGCUCCACUGUCCUCGUUCCUCCUGCACCGAGUUGCUCCAAAUUUGCAUAAAACGUUGCAACUUUUUCGCAUCGCUGGACACGCCCACAUCUAGGUCACCAAUGGUCGCCUUCGCUCAGGUCAGCGGAAUUCGCAAUCUUUCACUGGAAGUGAACGGUCUCCGGCGUCACUUUCUCACUGCGAGUCGCUGUAUUUAUGAACGUUCCUUCGAUGCGGCAUCAGAAAUGUGAGCGACCUCCAGAUACAGCCCAUCAGACUGAACCCCGUGCUGAGCAGGUCAGGUGGAAAGCUGACGUUGAAACAUGGCAGAAUAAAUAAAAAAAUAAAUAAAUAAAAUAAAAAGGAAAGGAUGAAAAUAACUCGGAGAUGAUCGUCUAUCUCGAGUAUCUCUAACUAGCCAGCUGACACCAAGAAACGAAAAAUCAUGCGUGCCAUGCCAAAACAGUUCAUCACACUACUCGGAUUAAAAAGUAGCGGCACUGAACACAAUCGAAUAGCGGUGUUGCACCUCAUUCAUCUUCAGUAAGCAGUUCAUCCUGAUCAGGCUCGUGCUGGAUCCGGAACCUGUUCCAGGAACACCGGGCGCGGUGAGGUGAGGAGAGAAUACACCCUAGAUGUAAAUGUGUAUCAAACUGUCAAAAGUUUUUGCAUUCCUGAGAUUAUUCUGUACAUGGAAAAAAAAAUAUAUAUAUAUAUAUAUAUAUAUAUAUUCAGCGUCCCAUAUAACGAGUAACGAGUCGUACAUCUGUUUUGAAAGACUAACGAGCAUCUGUCAGGGGUUUUCACGAUCGCCAACUGGAGUUGGUGGCUGUAGUGGACACUACUGAAAACUUCUACCUGCAGAUUCCUCCUGAAAGGAGAGCAGGGGUAGUGACUACGGUAGAUUUUGAAUCCACGAUAAUAAUAUUGCGUUGAAGAUCACAAUAUCACACAGCUUUCCUGCCUUGAUACUUGAUGCAAUUCCCGAAAAGCGUUUUGUAUUUUCCUCAGAGUGGAUACAGACACGGAUUUCCAGAAAACUGUUCUCAAUGUAGCCACGCAAGAUCGAUUCCCUCAUACGUCAUUAGCUUACAUCAGUUUAUCUCCUCAGUGGCAGCGCGCGCACGCGCGUGUGUGUGUGGAAUCGGAAUCAAACAUUAUCUAAAACCAUCAUUAUUUUACAGAUCACAUCGUCUAUUCGUUUCAUAUUUUGUAAAACCGUUAUCUUUGCAAGUCUGACACGAGAAGGGACACCGAUUUCGGUGAGCCUCACGACACGUAGCCUGUCAUUUCCCGCUUAAACGUCGGCGCUCGUAAAUGAAGAAACAUGCACGCACAGUUAAAGCUGCACUAAAAGUCAUAUAGUUCGUAUAUUCGAGUUCUUUCCUGUGUCAGAGUCGGUGAGAAGUCGUUAAUGUAGAUCUACAGUGAAGAGCUGUUUGGAGCUGCUGUUUGUAAAUACAAAAAGGCCUGGAUCGCUAUAUAAUAGUCUUCUAAAAGCAGUGCAAAAACUGGUGUGUGGAAUUUUUACGGCCAUGCCGAGGUCCUGAUAUUUCAUAUGAAUCGUUCGAUUUCCAUUUAUUCCUUUUGGAAGAUUUAUUUAUUUAUUUUGGUUCUAUUGGCGCAUUUUAUAAAACUGCUUAUGGGAUGAACUUUGAUAAGUCUUUCAGAACAGUAGGAGGAGCUUACGAACUUUGACGUGGAGUGCGUUUAAAGACGGGGUGUAUGCUGUAAGAUUUCCGACCAGGAUGUUUCUCGGAGCGAAACUUUAAUGCUCUGAAGGCACUAGAAUCCUGUUCAGACGGAAGUGUACUCGAACCUUCGGUGCUUGGAUUUGAACUCACAGCCUCAUGGACUUUCAGCACAACCACCGAGCUCCCACAGCAUGGUCGGAGCCAUAUACAGAAUUCACCCGAGCUCAUAAGCAUAUUCGUCAUUAGCCUUCCAAUAAUCAUCGUUCACUGUUGUUAAACGAGUGAUUAUUGCUAUAUAUUUUAAUAAUAAUUUGUAUUCUGUAUCCUGUCUUUACUUGCAUGUAUCGUUCUCUGCUGGUCGUCAUUACUCAAGAAGACAGACGUGUUGAUUAUUAUUCAAUCACAAUAACUUGCUGAUCCUUUUAUCAUGAUUUAUGAUAAAACCACUAUUUGAAAUAAAAAUUUUAAAAAAUACUACAAACA